This is a messenger RNA of Lactuca virosa, 303 nucleotides long. The record is from the annotation of a GenBank genome assembly. Lineage: Eukaryota; Viridiplantae; Streptophyta; Magnoliopsida; Asterales; Asteraceae.
AUGGCAGAAGAGCAGGUAUCAACUGUGAGGAGGGUUAGAAGGCAAGGAUCAUCUGGUUACUAUUGGGAUGAUGAAAUGUUGUCAAGUGAACCACAACAAAAGCAUUCAUUGUUAUCGGAUGAUUUUGAUUUUGAUUUUGAUUUUGAUCAGGGAGAAUCACGAUCACAAAUGGAUGGACAAGAUUCGUCCACAACAACCAUCACCAUUCAUCGGGACCCACCUUCUCCAAGGGACCCUACAUGUGGGUUAUGUAUGUGGUUUUUUCAAGUGGUCAAGAAUUGUCAAGGCUCAAGACAAACCUAG